AUGGGUGCCAAUGGAUCAGCACCUGCGGACGAUAUCCUGACCCAAGAGGCCCACCACUGGUAUACCAAAUUUAUGAAAGAGUGUCCAUCGGGGCAACUGAGCCUGCAUGAAUUCAAGGCGCUUUUGGGUCUCACUGAUUUGAAUCCACAGGCAAAUCAUUAUGUCGAUCAAGUAUUCAACACAUUUGACUUGAACAAGGAUGGGUUUAUCGACUUCUUGGAAUUUAUAGCUGCAAUAAAUCUGGUUAUACGAGGAAAAAUUGACCAGAAAUUGAAAUGGUAUUUUAAACUCUAUGACGCUGAUGGGAAUGGAACUAUUGACAAAAGAGAACUCUUAAGCAUAUUCACGGCCAUUCAAGCUAUCAAUGGCAACCAAGAAUUGACUCCAGAAGAAUUCACAAACAUAGUAUUCCAGAAGAUAGAUAUUAACAACGACGGUAAGAUUAUAAAAAAUUUCAAGUGUGGGUCCACACUUAUGGUUUUUUAUUCUAGGGGAAUUGAGUUUAGAAGAGUUCAUCAAUGGAGUGGAAAGCGAUGAAACUCUCCUGGAAAUGAUUUCAAAGAGCUUUGACCUUUCCAAUGUACUGAAAAUUAUACAAAGUGGGCGAAGACACAGCGUCUGAGACUUUUCAUAACAUAAAUGGGACUUGUGACAAGGAACCUAUUAAAUUUCAGCACUGACUUUUACAUUUCCCAUCCACUGUUCAGGAUAUAAGAAGCUCCAGGAGGAAUUGUCACUUCAGCUCCAUCUGUCAUCUGU
Lacerta agilis (Sand lizard) is the source of this 759-nucleotide messenger RNA. It is a transcript of the gene GUCA1C, whose product is annotated as guanylate cyclase activator 1C. Lineage: Eukaryota; Metazoa; Chordata; Lepidosauria; Squamata; Lacertidae. The coding region runs from base 1 to 537 and encodes 178 amino acids. The transcript is spliced from 4 exons. Gene Ontology annotation, molecular function: calcium sensitive guanylate cyclase activator activity; calcium ion binding. The record is from RefSeq and is a predicted model, not a curated record.